Anguilla rostrata (American eel) is the source of this 3499-nucleotide messenger RNA. It is a transcript of the gene lhx3, whose product is annotated as LIM homeobox 3. Lineage: Eukaryota; Metazoa; Chordata; Actinopteri; Anguilliformes; Anguillidae. Gene Ontology annotation, biological process: regulation of transcription by RNA polymerase II; neuron differentiation. Gene Ontology annotation, cellular component: nucleus. The transcript has 6 exons. The record is from RefSeq and is a predicted model, not a curated record. The coding region runs from base 690 to 1910 and encodes 406 amino acids. Gene Ontology annotation, molecular function: zinc ion binding; RNA polymerase II transcription regulatory region sequence-specific DNA binding; DNA-binding transcription factor activity, RNA polymerase II-specific.
AAUAUAAUAAUAUAACAAAAUAAGCGUCCAGAUGCUGUCUCAAGUCCUGCAAAAUGAGAGAGAGGAGCUUUGGUUUAUUUCCAAAUGGUGAGAUCCCUUAAAUGCUGUAAAAUCUCACCAUUGGAAACUGGUGACAAACGCUGGCAAUCGUUUUACAAUUUUAUCAAAAGAGAGAAUUUAACCAACCAAAUUAUUUUUGGAUAUUUAAUCCAAUUAAUUGGCAAGCGACCUGGCACAAAACGUAAAAUGUGCAAUCUGAAUGCGCUUGCAAAUCAGACAAGUGUGUGCGUAGAGGACAGCCUCCGGGAAACUCUUUGGAAUGAGACUGCCCUUAAAGUCAACAUCCUCAACAUCAGACAACUUACUCUUGUUCGCGUAAAAGUUGCGCAAUUUAGGGCCCACGGGCUCCGGAGACUCCUUGGUGUUGGUACACCUCUUCACACGUCGAAGGCGAUGUUAUUCUAUCUCUUGUAGCUUUAACAGUGCAGUCACCAGGGUAACCAGGCAGCGUAAUCCACCUCUCAGCGCGUAGCACAAAGCACACUGCACAGCAAAGACAAGCGCACGAGACGAAGGCGGAAUUCUGUUUUGCCUCCAAGAAAUCUCGCGCACCCGGGUACCAUAAAUAAUUAACAAACACCAGAGGAUUAUUAUUUUUCCCCAUUAUUCUAAAAACGAUACGAUGAGAAAUGGAUGUUCUUAACGAACGGGACUCUCCGAAACGAGCGCCAGGCAACACGGAGAUGCUGUUUGCUUUGCUCGCGCAGAAUGAAGAACUACGCAAAGAAAUCCCUGUUUGCGCGGGAUGCAAUCAGCACAUCGUGGACCGUUUCAUCCUCAAGGUGCUGGACCGCCACUGGCACAGCAAGUGUCUCAAAUGCAGCGACUGCCAGUCUCAGCUCGCGGACAAGUGCUUCAGCAGGGGCGACAGCGUUUACUGCAAAGAAGACUUCUUUAAGAGAUUUGGGACUAAAUGCGCAGCCUGUCAACAAGGUAUUCCACCGACCCAAGUCGUUCGAAGAGCGCAGGACUUCGUGUACCACCUCCACUGUUUCGCCUGCAUAGUAUGCAAACGGCAGCUAGCCACAGGCGACGAAUACUAUCUAAUGGAGGACAGCAGGCUCGUGUGCAAGGCCGACUACGAGACCGCCAAGCAGAGAGAGGCGGACUCCACGGCGAAAAGACCGCGCACCACCAUCACUGCCAAGCAGUUGGAAACGCUGAAAAACGCUUACAACAACUCUCCCAAACCAGCGCGUCACGUGAGAGAGCAGCUGUCGUCGGAAACGGGCUUGGAUAUGAGAGUAGUCCAGGUGUGGUUCCAGAACAGGCGAGCAAAGGAGAAGAGGUUGAAAAAAGACGCGGGAAGGCAACGGUGGGGGCAGUACUUCCGCAACAUGAAGCGAUCGCGAGGCAGCUCCAAAUCCGAUAAGGACAGCAUCAAGGAGGAAGGACUAGACAGUGACGCAGAGGUCUCCUUCACAGACGAGCCGCCGAUGUCCGACAUCAGCCACUCCAACGGGAUGUACGGGGGGAUGAACGAGACGUCCCCCGCCAUGGGGCGACAGGGGGCCGGCCACGGGCCUUUCCCCCUGGACCACGGGGUCAUCCAGUCCCAGGACGCGUACCCCGAAAUGCGACCCAGCAGCCCCUACAGCCUGCCCCAGUCCCCCAGGUCCCUGCAGGCCCUGCCCGGACACCAGCCCCUCAUCUCCAGCCUGGUGUACCCCGACUCGGGCCUGUCAAUCAUGACGCAGGGCGGGGCCCCCGGCAUGGCCCCGGGCAUGAGGGCGAUGGGCGGGGUCAACGGGCCCAGCUCGGACCUCUCCACGGGGAGCAGCGGCGGCUACCCUGACUUUCCUGCUAGCCCCGCCUCCUGGCUCGACGAGGUGGACCACACCCAGUUUUGAUAGCCCCUCCCCCUGGCCCCACCCAUAAACCACCAGCACCACCAACCAACCAACCAACCAUCAACCAACCUACCUUCAACCAACCGACCAACCAAUCAACCAACCAUCAACCAACCGACCAACCAACCAAUCAUCAACCUUCUUCUUCAUAUGUGGGUACAGAUUGACGUCAGUUAUCCAAACUCACAUCUUCACCCUCUGGAGGACCACUUACCCUCCCUUCCAUUCUAGAAAUGUGGGGGCAAUCGAUUGGAAAGGGGCAUGGUCUUGCUCCGCCAGUUUUAAGUUUGGCCCUCAUGCACUGUCUGAACUCCUUCCUCAGUCUACACAGGCUGAGCCCAGGAUAGGGCUGUGGGUGCUGUCAGUGGUGCACAGAACACUUUUCGAUGACCAGGAAAAAGAAGCGUUCUGAAGUGUCUGAAUGCACAGUGUUCAGCUGGCAGCACAAGAUCCCGUUGCCAUGGAGGCCAGAGGACCGGCUAUCUGUAGCCUGUCCUCUUCUUCUGGAUGUUCAUUGGACAGCCUCUCCCAAGUCCCGCCCCCUUGAGAAAGUACAACCCAGUUGCAAGUAGUUUCAGAAAUUUGAGGAAACUCAGCCUGAGGGGGGGGGAAUAAAAAGGACUCGUGACACAAACUGAGAUGCCUGAGGUCUUUUCAGCGCCGAAAGUACUUUCAAUUAAUUUCUUAAAAUAAUUUAUUUAAAUUUAAUUUAAUUUAACGUAGGUUUGGUUUUUCCUUGUUUAUAUGGCUACGCCCAGGUUACAUCCCCACCCAAAGCGAGCGCACGCACUUCCUGGUUCUGACGCAGGUGUGUUUCCUCCCGCCUCAGAAGUGAUUUGCUUCAGAGAGGGAGCGCCACUUUGGGGGAGGGUCUUCCCCUUCUUAAAUGCACGGGAUUGGCUUACUUAAAGAUUGCGUUCCGGGUUCUCCCGACAACCUCCUUUCUUUAAAUUUGGCCCUGUGUCUUUGCUCGGGUUUGAUUGAGCGUGACUGAGCUGUGACUUCGGUGGAAAAGCAGACCUGCCACCGCUGGAUUUUGGGAGACCUCCAGCCUCGAUAGUCUCCUUUUUUUCCCUCUGUGUUUGUUCUCCAGUGACAUACUGCAGAGGUCUGUUCUAAUUUAUUUGUCCGAGUCUGUCUUACAGUGUCUGAUUGUUGCCAAAUGUCUAUUUAUCACGGUUUCUCAUUGUAAAGACUUAUUUUUUUACAGCUCUCUCUGGAGGCUAACCUGAACACAGAUAUUUAAGACUUUGUAUUUUGUGGAUGGACAGAUCGUAAAAGUUACCCACCCCCCCGCCCCGCCCCAAAUUAAUUAGGAGUACUUCUAUGCAUUUGUGUGUCUUCAGCUGUGUCUUGUCCGUUUUAUUAUACUGAAACAAUCGGGGCAAUGCUGGCCCCAGGGCGGUGUACGUGUUUGUUUAUGUGGAAGAUGUUUUAUGUCUUAUUUAUUCUCUCUGAUGAUAAAGUGAUACAGGUCUUUAAUAAAUUUGUCAGCGAAAUCCAACCACUGCUGUCUCCUGAGUGUGGCUCUUCCCCAGCACCACCAAGUUCAGAUUAUUAUUAUUAUUAGUAGUAGUAGCAGUAGUAUU